AGGCACCGGGAGUUUACUAUCACCCUCCUUAUCGUAAUGGAGGCGCGUACUAUGAUCCAAAUACAGCGGGAUAUCCGCCCAGUUCACCUCCGCCGGUUUCUCAAGGACAAGGACAGAAGAGGCCGAUUUGUGGUCUGAAGCCUGUUGUUUUCUGGAUAUUUGUUGUGAUACUCUCGGCGAUGGUUAUUGGGGGUGCUGUUGGGGGAGGAGUCUGCGGGACAAUAGUGGCGAGGAAUAACAGCGGUAGUGAUAAUUCAGCGCAAUCUGAUAUGACGAGCACCAGCAACCCACUAACAACCCAAACCCCCACAAAAACAUCGCGAUCCUCCACAACACCGUCAACUACCUCCUCCGCUCUCGUAACAUCCGGCACAACCGGCAUGGCCUCAAACCCCUGCCCCUCCAUCAACGGCACAACCAUCCAAGCCUCAACCGGCUCCCUGUUCGCCGUCUACUGCAGCGUCGACUGGCCCAAGGGCGACGGUGCAGCAAACGGAAACGGGACUGUCAAGGACCUGCAGCCUUAUAAUUUCCAGUACACGUUGGAUGACUGCAUUACGUCGUGUGUUAAUUAUAAUAAGGAUGUUGGGGGUGGGGAGAAGAGUUGUAAAGCGGUUACGUAUGCGGCGAAUUUGACGGCUGCGAGUGUGCAAGGAGGGGAAUUGCUAUCUUAAGAAUAGGGCUGGGAAGUAUAUGGAGGGGUCUUUUGGGUCGAUGUCGGCGGGGGUUGUUGGGGAGUAGGUAGGGAGGGUUGGGUUGAGUUAAGUAUACGUUAAUGAUACAUGAUGCAUG
Aspergillus glaucus CBS 516.65 is the source of this 792-nucleotide messenger RNA. RefSeq lists its product as uncharacterized. The transcript has 2 exons. Lineage: Eukaryota; Fungi; Ascomycota; Eurotiomycetes; Eurotiales; Aspergillaceae. The coding region runs from base 180 to 674 and encodes 164 amino acids. The record is from RefSeq and is a predicted model, not a curated record.